AUGCCUAGAAAGAAAAAAGAAGAAUCACCUAUUGUUGUUAAAAAAGAGAUAAUAAAAGUCAAACUGGAUCAUCAAACUCAAAGUACCGGCGAAAUCCGGAUUGUAAGUGCUCAAUUGCUGGCACAACUACAAGCGGCUGGAUAUCAGGGGAAUGAGUUAAAUGCAGCGAUUAUACAACAUUCGCAACCCCAAUCUUCGCUUCAACAACAACAGCAGCAACAGCAAGCCUCAUCAAAUGCUGCUCAUCAGCAACAACAGCUGCAAACAGUACAAUCUCAACCUGCCCAACAGAUUCCUCAAGCUCAAGUAAUAACUCUGCAACAACUUCAAAACUUUUUCCCUCAACAAGCAUCACAACAAACUCAGCAGAUCCAACAGUUAAAUGCAGCAGAUGCAGCCCAACUACAGCAGCAAGUUCAAGCACUUCAGAACUCUGCUGCACAAUCGCCACAACAGAACACACAACAAAGUACCUCAGCCCAACAGUUGAAGACUCUUUAUGCACCAUCUCCACAACAGCAUCAACAGCAAGUGAUAAAUUUGCCUCAGCAAUUUAUUCAGUUUAAAAAUGAACAACCUCAACAACAAAUCAUUCAAAUAAAGCAACCCGAUGGUUCAAUUUCGCAACAAAUUAUUCAAAUGAAGCCAGAUCAAAUGCCGCAGCAACAACCAAUGCAACAAGUUCUGUCAGGCGGACAGUUGAUUCAAGGGCCUAAUGGAAUAAUUCAAGUUGUUCAGCCUAUGCAAACUGUUACUGUUGACGGUCAAGAAGCUCUGUUUAUUCCAAAUCAACUUGGGAAUGCACAAUCAGUGCAGCAAGCAUUUAUAACACCUUCGGGACAAAUCGUGAGAGGGCCAAUGAUAGCUCCAGGGAAUAUUCUGCAUAACUUACCGCAAACUGUUCAACUGCCAAAUGUUGGUAAUGGUGGUGGACAAGCAACAUUAACCAUACCUGGAACCAACAUACAAAUUCCACUUGGACCAACACAACCCGCUCAACCACAACAGCAGCAACAGCAAACUACGACGCAAAAUCAAGCAACAAAUCAUAAUCAACAGCAGAAUCUAACACAACAAAAUUCACAGCAACAACAAGUUCAAAGUGGAAAUCAACAUAAUCAAAGUCAAAAUAGCGUCAAUCAACAGCAAAGCCAAAAUUCCAAUCAACCACAACAGACGCAAGCAAAUACAGUAAUAACAAUUCCAGGUACCAAUAACACAAUUCAGAUACCAGCAAACUUUGCAGGUCAAAGCGUUCAAGUUCGACCAGCUGUUCCUCAAGUUGUGCAAUUUCCAAUGCCUGCACAAACAAUACCAAUUCUAGUUCCGAGAAAUACUGAAAAUGGACAGACAAUUUAUCAGACAGUACAUGUACCGAUUCAGAAUUUUGCUAAUCAAAUGCCACAAAUUGUUCAGCCACAAAUGCAAAUUGUUCCACAAUUAAGUCAACAAUAUGCAAACAUUAUUACUCUUUCCGGUCACAUUCAACAAGUUCAGUUGGCCAAUGUUCCAAUGCUUCAGCAACAAGCAGCUGUCCAACCAAACCUGAAUGCAUUGCAACCUCAAGCUAUAAAAGUUGAUUCAACUUCGCAGGAACAUCAACAGCAACAACAACAACAGCAGCAGCAGCAACAAGUGAAUGCAGCGCAACAACCGAUCACAAUAACAAAUGCACAUGAACAUCACAUGACAGUUAUUCCAGCCCACCAAAUGCGACCAAAUCAGAAUAUCGUUCAAAUCCCAAAUAUCCCUGGAAUUCAGCAAUUUCACAAUGUCCCUGGAAUUGGCAGUGUUCAAGUGAUAUCCACGAAUGCCUUGAAUGGAAAUUUCAUGUCACAACCAACUCAAAUUAUUCAGCAAAUUCCACAUUCGCCAAUGAUUCAAACACAAGCUGGUCAUCUACAAACUUCUACCACACCAUCAAAUCAAACUUCAACGCCAGCGUCAUCACAACCAACGCAAGCACAAACAAUAACAGUGACGACACCUCAAUCAAUUCAACUGAAACAAGAACAACAAGAGACCGGAACUCCAUCAACACUAAAAUGGAAUAUGAAAUCGGAAACUACUCCAACUUCCUGUGUUGUUGUUGCAUCUCAAUCGUCAUCAUCUGUUGGUGCUGUUAGUCAAUCACAAGCAUCAAAUGUUUCGUCACAAAGUCAACAGCAAUCUGUGUUGCCAGUCAUCACACAAGUGACGUCAAUAGCGCCAGGGCCAAUCAAUCAGCAGAAUUCAAAAAACGUAACAGGAACGUCGUCAGCUAGUCAAAGUCAAAUGACAAUACAACCAGCGUCAACAACGACAGCAGCGUCAACAACAGAAACAAAAACAACAACAACGACGACGAUAAAUGUAACGCCAACCGCAGUAACGCUCCAACCGACGAUAAGUCAAACAUCGGUGAAUGUGAACAUAAAUGUGAGUAGCGAUCAAGAUGUUAAGCCGAGAGUUCGUCGAGUAGCAUGUACGUGUCCGAAUUGUGUGAUGCCUGAUCGAAGCAGUGAUAGGAAGAAGCAGCACAUUUGUCAUGUAGCUGGAUGUAACAAAGUUUAUGGAAAAACGUCGCAUCUUCGUGCACAUCUCCGUUGGCAUACAGGGGAACGUCCAUUCGUUUGCAAUUGGAUGUUUUGUGGUAAACGUUUCACUCGUUCUGACGAACUGCAGCGUCAUCGAAGAACUCACACUGGGGAGAAACGUUUUCAAUGUUCUGAAUGUUCAAAGAAGUUUAUGCGUUCAGAUCAUCUGUCGAAGCAUUUGAGAACUCACAUGAAGAAUCGAAAAGAACUGAAGAUUGAAGACAUGAAAAUAAUUUUGGACAAUUCACAGCAACAAGAAUCUCAAGAACAAGGUCAAUUUGUAAUCAUUCAAUCACAAUCGGUGGCGGGUGGCAAGACAAAAAUGAACAACGAAGACACAACUGAUGGUCAACAAGAGGAGAUCGUUUAUGUCUUGAAAGAUGAGAACACAUCCGGACAACAGAACGUAAUUCAAUUAGACACGAGUUCCGUUAAUCAAGAUCAAUUUGUUUGGAUCGCAAAUGAACAAAAUGGCGGCGAUUCAUCAUCGCAAGUUCAAUCUGGAAGCACGUUGUACACUAUCAAGGAACUUAAUUAUGCUCAGGACAUCACAAACUCAACUCAGAGCGCAUCUUCAGACGCUAGUAAUGAUUCAAGCGAAGAGAAAAUGACAAUUGAAGAAACGGAUGGGAAUAACUAGCACGAAGAGAAAUAUUUCAGCUUCGGACCAUUCUGAUAAAGACGAAGAAGUUGAAAUAUUUGCUAAUAUGAACGAACUCACCGAUUUAGAGUUAUUUUUAAUAAAUUAUCAAAAGCGAUGUAAAAAGGAUUAAAUCAUAGUUAAAUUGUAAAGCGCGGAAUUUGAACAGCUAAAAAUAUCCAUUAAGGUUGUCUAAAUUACCUACUUGCUUAGAAAUUAUCGAUUAACAAAACUGUUCAUUGGAAUUUUUGUAUUUAAGUAACGUUAUUAAGUUAAAAUUAACUUUUAAUUGUUUCAACUUUUAGCAAAAAAAUUGUUUUAGACUCAAUAAAAUUAAUCUUGAUGUUGAUGAAUAGAAACGAAUAAAAAUUAAUAUUUCGAAAGUGUUAGACACUUUAAUUUGUAAGAUAUUAAAUUUUUAGAUAACGUUUUGAUAGCUAAC
This is a messenger RNA of Clunio marinus, 3658 nucleotides long. The record is from the annotation of a GenBank genome assembly. Lineage: Eukaryota; Metazoa; Arthropoda; Insecta; Diptera; Chironomidae.